AUGCCUGCCGCACCCAUACCUAUCCGGACUGACCUGGUCUUCCGACCAGCGCCUUCAGCAGAACACACCAAUGGUUCUCCCAAGACAGCCGUAACGCAGUCAAGACAUAAACACACGCGAUCAUCGUACUCGGACUCGUCCCCUCUCAUGUCCAUGUCGAGGAAUAAUUCUCUGAGUUUCCGGCCUCUGAAGCGCUCAAUGCCCUCGCCAGAUAAGACUAUUGCCGUUAUCAAUGCCAGCGGCCGCCAAGCAGCUUCAUUAAUCCGGAUAGCCACUGCCGUUGGCUACAAGGUCCGCGCCCAGCUACGGAAUUUGGAGGGCGUGAUAGCGACCGAGGUUUCCACCAACCCCAAUGUUACGGUUUUCGUGGGUGAGCUGUACCUACGGAAAAAGCCGAAUGACGACCGAGACGUUACAGCAGGCGGCCAUCUCCCGGGAAUUCUCGUAAACCAGGACUUGAUCUCCCAGGUAUUCAAUGGCGCGCACCUGGCCUUUAUCAACACCACUUUCUAUGGCAACGAAGUACAGAUAGGCGAGGCAAUUGCGGACACUGCCAAAAAGGCUCGGGUGCAGUACUUUAUCUACUCUUCGAUGCCUGAUCACGCGGCCUACAACCCCGACUGGCCCUCGCUACCGCUUUGGUCAGACAAGCACAAAGUAGAGAACUACAUACGACAGAUUGGGCUCCCAGCUACCUUUGUUUACACAGGCAUCUACAACAACAAUUUCACAUCGUUGCCUUACCCGCUGUUUUGCAUGGAGCUUCAGUCUGAUGGCUCCUUUGAAUGGCAAGCUCCAUUUCAUCCGGAUGUCAAACUGCCAUGGCUCGACGCUGAACACGAUGUUGGCCCCGCCAUCUUGCAACUGUUCAAAGACGGGCCCGCCAAGUGGAAUGGCAAACGUAUCGCUUUAGCUUACGAACGCCUAUCUCCCCUAGAGGCUUGCAAGGCUUUCGAGAAGGGACUUGGCAUGCCUGUACGAUACAAGAGGGGGCCUAUCCAAGUCAAGUGCAAGAUUCCUGAAGGCUACCGCGCCCAACUUGAGGCAUUGGAGAAGCUCUUCUCGCCAGACAUCGACGAUCCGAAGAAACAGCCACCUUACUUCGGGGACAAGGCUUUGGAGGACAGCUGCCCGGACAGCGCGCUAGCGCUUUGGGAGGGCCCGAGGGGCCUGGAGGAGUAUGCGGGAGAAAUCUUCCCCCUCGAGGAAGAAGCAAAUGGGAAAACCUGGAUGUUCGACGACGAGGAUGGUGAGGAAUCAGCAGCGCAAGAUGUGCCACCCUUGGAAGAGGACGAGCCUGAUAGCGAUGAGUCAUUUGACGAAGGCCUUGUCAUGAGAGGACUGAAAAGGGACGAAGAGCAAUGGCUGGCGUAA
This is a messenger RNA of Neoarthrinium moseri, 1374 nucleotides long. RefSeq lists its product as uncharacterized. Lineage: Eukaryota; Fungi; Ascomycota; Sordariomycetes; Amphisphaeriales; Apiosporaceae. The transcript has a single exon. The coding region runs from base 1 to 1374 and encodes 457 amino acids. The record is from RefSeq and is a predicted model, not a curated record.